UUAUCUGUGGUGAAUAGGCCAAGCGAAGCGAACGGAGGAGAUGCACGGGAUUUGUACUCUGUUGAAAUAAUACGUCAUCUCAUAUUCUUUAGUGAUUUCAAUUAAUUGUUAACAAUUUGGAUUACUAUACCGUUACAUAAUAAAACAAUAAAAUGCCGGCGGCGCGAGGCGUUAAACGGACAGCGUCAAAGUCUUCUGCUACUCCGGCACCAGCAGGGCCGAAAAAUAAGAAAAAACGUGGAGCUAUCCAGUUGGAGAUUCCGUCUGCGCCCAAAAAGAGAGGUUGUGUGUUAACCUGCGGUCAAGGUGAUGUUGGACAACUAGGAUUGGGUGAAGAUGUCAUUGAGACUACUAAAUUCAAACAAGUGUCAUCGCUUGGAAACAAGAUUGUGGACGUGCACGCGGGGGGCAUGCACACAGUGGCGUUAGAUAGUGAUGGAAAGGUUUGGACAUUUGGCUGCAAUGAUGAAGGGGCUUUGGGUAGACCUACAUCCAAUGAGAAGGAGGAAGGCACCCCAAAAGCAGUAGAUCUACCCUUACCUGCUGUAGUCAUUAGUGCGGGUGACUCUCAUUCUGCAGCACUACUAGACAAUGGAGAUGUUUACGCUUGGGGAGCUUUCAGAGAUUCCCAUGGGAGUAUGGGAUUAGUGGUCCGUGGAAGAGAAGGCAAAGCUUGCAAAGAACCAAUCAAAGUAGACAUUGGUGAACAAGCUGUGGCAGUUGCAUCGGGAGGAGACCAUCUUGUUAUUUUAUCAACGUCAGGGUCAGUGUACACAAUGGGCUGUGGAGAACAGGGACAGCUCGGCAGAUUAUCACAAAGAUCUGCAACCAGAGAUGCAAGACAGGGUUUCAGCGCGCUGCUGAGCCCGGCGCGCGUGUCGCUGCGGGGGGGAGCGGCCGCCGUGUGGGCCGGACACCACGCCAGCUUCGCGCUGCAGCCCGCCGGACGGAUGCUGGCCUGGGGACUCAACAACUACGGACAGCUCGGCAUAACGGGCGAGAAGCGGCGGACGGCGCUCUUCUCCCCGAAGGAGUGUGAUGCGUUCGACGAGCGAGUGUGGACCUGCGUCGCCAUCGGCCAGCACCACUCGCUGGCGCUGGACGAAGCCGGCGCCGCGCACGCCGUGGGGCGCUGUGACUACGGGCGACUCGGACUAGGCGACAGGCCGGGCGACGCGGAGACACUCGAGCCCAUACCCAAGUUGCAAAAUAAGAAGUGCGUCAGUAUCGCAGCCGGCACGUGCAGCUCGUUCGCGGUCACGGACACAGGCGAGGCGUUCGCGUGGGGCAUGGGCAGCGAGGGGCAGCUGGGCACGGGCGCGCGCGCCGACUGCGCCGAGCCCGCGCGCGCCGUGCAGCCGCGCCCCGCGCUGCGCGUGGCGGCCGGCGGACAGCACGCCGUGCUGCUCGUGGAGGACCCUACGGCCCAAAAGGAGGCGUCACCGGCCCCCGAGAUGGAAACGGAGGAGGAGACGGUCGAACCUGUCGAGGAGGAGAAGAAGCGACCGACGAAACGACCGAAGAAACAAGAACAAGAUGAAGAGAUCUCUUCCACGUCGAGUGCACAGCCAGCUGAUGUGGUUCGAGCUGAUGACAAACCAGAAAAGGUGAACGGAAACGAGAAGAAAGAAACAGACACAGAAACCGACACGGCAAUGGAAAUUGAUGACACUGACAAAGCACAGGACAACGACAAAGAUGACAAACAAAUGGACGAACAAAAAGACACGGAACACACGGAAUCCGAGAAAGACUCCAAAGCAGAUACCAUGGACACGUCCAGCCAGGACACGGAGAGCGACAAGGACGCCGACGUGAAGGGAGAGACGCCGGUGCAGCCCCCGGCCGCCGCCCCGCAGCCCGCCGCGCAGCCCCAGGCCGGCAGCGAAGCGCCCGCCGCUCUUAACGGAGCCGACGCGUGAUGCUAGCUUACACUUUUUGUUUAUUUUAAUUCAAUGCGGGACCGUGGUUGAACUUGGACGUUGGGAUCGUAUCUUUGGAACGGUUUGGUAUGUGUACGCGAUUGACAAUCGUUUUGCUGUUAUUUUGCAAAAUGAUUAAAUGUUUGUAAGACUUUAUCGAUGAAAACUUGUGCAAUUCACAAAACUUGAGCCUGUUUGAACCAUAAAAUGUCAUGUUUUUUGUACCUUCAUACAAGUAAAUACAGUAUUUUUGUUUUCAUACUAUUAUUUUAGGCCUCAUAUUGUACUCAAAUAAGGGGAAAAGUCUGCAAGUUUUGAUUACGUCAGUAUAAUACGAAACCGUUGCAAAAAAAUGAUUAUCCAAGUUCUAGAAUUGACUGACGAUCAUCUAUAAUUACAGUCAAAAUGCGUGUAUCAAAGUGAUUGUUAUAAAUAUUAAGUUUUGGCUGUAAAACCACGGUCACUGAGACGUAGUCACAGAACGUAAUCAACAGCGGUUUGACAAUUAUAUUUCAUGAACGGAUGACAUUGUUCAUUACCAAUGAUAUAGUCUUCAGGGAAACAUAGACAUAAUAAUGGAGUUUAUAUUUUCGUUUUUAAUAUAAGUAUUAUAUUGUAAUAUUUAGAAUGAGAAAAUUGAAUAUUUAAUAAAAGCUUAAGCAUCGGUUUAUGUAUAUUGUUAUCUAUAUUUGGUCGGUUAAAAUAGGGUAUAGUGCAUUAUUUAUUAUUAUAUUAACUAGUUCUUGAUGCUUAACCGAGACGUACCUCGGCUCACUACAGCUGCAAUCCAAGCCUUUUUUCGAAUCAAAUUACACUACUUAAGUAGGCUUUAACAAUUAUAUUAAUCUAAAGCUACCACCGGUUCGGAAUGUAGAUUGUACUGAGGAAGGCCAGCAACAAACUCAAUACUAGACAUAGGUCUGUGUUCAUCAUCAUUAACUGGUGUUGUGCCCUCUAAAUCCAGUGGUUUUUCGCUGUACUUUUCAAAUUAAAAACAAAGUACAAAAGCACAUUAAUAUUUCUCAAAUAUACAUGACAAUUUAUUUCAACAUCUUAUGAAAUCUAUAUGUAAAUAAAUUUAUCUGAAGAUUAAUUAUAGUCAAUAUGUUAAUAACUAUGUUGCAUUUGAUCAGAGAGCACAAAAGCUGAUUCCGUACAGUAGAUAUUUGCCCAAAAAAUUUGAUAAAAAGAGGCUGUUUAGAGAUGUAUAUUGCUAUAUUUUUGCAUAGAAAUUAAAUUGCCAAUAUGUCAUUUGCAGAUGACAUAAAUAGCAACAUUGGAUAGGUGUGAAAUAAUUUUUGUGUUAAAAUACUUUCAUUUAAAUAAUUAUCUAAUAUACUUAAUCGUUACGGCUUCAUCUGUAUUCUGUAUUUAUAUAAUUCUAAAUCUUUUAUCUAUUCUAUAAUCUAAAUCUUUUACAUUAGGAAACCCAAUUAUUGAGUACCAUAAUUAGUGUCAAGAGAUAUUCUCUAUAAUAAAUAUAAUCAAUCAAUAUUUAACAAAUGAACUCAUUCAUAUGUUCAGUACAGACAAUGCAUAAUCCAAAUUUGAAGCCACAGAGCACUGCUAGUCUUAAGUUAUUUCUUCUAUGUACCCAGUUUUAAUCGGCUAACAGAGAUAUUUAGCUGUAAGUAAACCAUUGUCUGGACAACGUCAUCUGUGUCCAAUAUAUAAAUAGCCCAUAAAGUAAUAUAUUGUUUUAUAUUUAAUUAUAGUUAUAUGUAAUAUUGUCUUAUUUUCAUAGUAAUUUUUAAUUUGAAUUGAAUUGUAUAUGUCUUAGGCAAGUAUCGGCAAAAAUACUUUAAAUAAUUAUAACAUUGCACAAGAUGUUGUCGAUUGUUCAAUGAAUUUGAUUUUUAAUUUGUUUAUAUUUGUUUUUUUUUUGUUUUUCUUUUCAUUUUGAACAUAAUUAUGACAUUUUAUGAUUAAGGUGAAAAUUAAUCAAUUUUGUGAAAUUAUCGAUGAAAUUAAGACUGUUAAUAUAAUUGUAUCAGUAGUUUUAAUUCUUACAUUUAUAAUUAUAAUAUAUAUUUUUUUAUCUUUAGACAUUAUUCCAUAAAGUUAUGUGAGAUAUUUCAAGUCUCAAAUUGUGUCAAAUGUUUUUAAAAGAUUUACAAAAUUUAUGAUGUAUAUAUUAAAUAUAUACACAUAUUCUAUUUAUAUAAAUAGGUCAAAAAAUUACUGAAUCGAUUUAAUAUUGACCAUUUGAAAGUUUAACUUUCGACCUAUAUGAGGCAUAUUUAACAUUUUUAAUAAUUUAUUGGGCAUAGAGAAUGGAGGCGAAGAAAAAUAUAGGCUAUUAUAUAUCUAUAUAGAAUAAUGUCUAAACGAGUAACGCACACACAAAUCGCAAGUUGCAAAUCAGUUCAGUGACUACGUCGUGUAAAGUUUGUGAUUACGGUAGUAAUCGCGUUAGAAUCGAGCUAGACAUAUGGUUAUAAAUAAAUUAAUAUUAAGUGAAACGUCGUGUAACUAGGCCGGUGUUAAAUAUUCCGAUAAGUUGGUUUCGUUGGAUAAAGAAAUAAAAAAAAGAUUUAUUUUAUAAAUAUUUUUUUUUGUGCAUGUUUCUAAAAAGUACAAACGUACGUUUUCUUUCACGACGCUCUAUUUCUUAAUUGUUAAUAUAAAUGAACUAUAAUGUAUUGUGUUUUCCUAAUAAAACUGUAGUGUA
Molecule: messenger RNA, 4593 nt
Organism: Nymphalis io (European peacock)
Lineage: Eukaryota; Metazoa; Arthropoda; Insecta; Lepidoptera; Nymphalidae
Gene: Rcc1
Product: regulator of chromosome condensation-like
Exons: 14
Coding region: 153-1922 (589 amino acids)
Cellular component (GO): cytoplasm
Molecular function (GO): guanyl-nucleotide exchange factor activity
Source: RefSeq, a predicted model, not a curated record